CCAGGCCUGAUCACCAGCAGCCAGUCUGCUGCCUACGCUAUCAGCAAGUUCAUCAGCGGGGUGCUGUCGGACCAGAUCAGCGCCCGCUGGCUCUUCUCCAUCGGCCUCUUUCUGGUGGGCACCAUCAACGUGGUCUUCUCCUGGACCUCCACUGUGAGCGUCUUCGCAGCGCUGUGGUUCAUCAACGGGCUGGGCCAGGGGCUGGGCUGGCCCCCCUGCGGGAAGGUGCUGAGGAAGUGGUUCGAGCCGUCUCAGUUUGGGACCUGGUGGGCGGUGCUCUCCUGCAGUAUGAACCUGGCGGGGGGGCUGGGCCCGCUCGUCGCCACGGUGAUGGCGCUCAGCUACAGCUGGAGGACCACGCUGUCCAUCUCGGGGCUGAUCUGCAUCGCCACGUCCUUCCUCUGCCUCCUCUUCAUCCAGAAUGAGCCGGCCGACGUAGGGCUGCCCAACAUCGAACCUGGGACAAAGAAGGGCAAAGGGGGCUCCUCGGAGAGUGACAAGAGCACCCUGAAGGAGUUCCUGCUGUCCCCCUACCUCUGGGUUCUCUCGGUCGGGUACCUGGUCGUGUUUGGAGUGAAGACCGCCUGCACGGACUGGGGGCAGCUCUUCCUCAUCCAGGAGAAGGCCCAGUCCAUGCUCAUGGGAAGCUCCUAUAUGAGUGCUCUGGAGGUGGGGGGUCUGGUUGGCAGUAUCGCCGCGGGGCUCCUCUCUGACAGGGCCGUCGCUCGGCAAGGCCUACGUAGUCAUGGCAACCCUCGGCACGCCCUCCUGCUCUCUAUGAUGGCCGGGAUGACCGUGUCCAUGUACCUCUUCCGGGUCACCAUCACCCCUGACUCCUCCAAGGAGUCUACU
This is a messenger RNA of Polyodon spathula (Mississippi paddlefish), 852 nucleotides long. Its product is annotated as glucose-6-phosphate exchanger SLC37A4-like. The annotation marks the transcript as partial. The record is from RefSeq and is a predicted model, not a curated record. Gene Ontology annotation, biological process: glucose-6-phosphate transport; phosphate ion transmembrane transport. Lineage: Eukaryota; Metazoa; Chordata; Actinopteri; Acipenseriformes; Polyodontidae. Gene Ontology annotation, molecular function: glucose 6-phosphate:phosphate antiporter activity. Gene Ontology annotation, cellular component: endoplasmic reticulum membrane. The transcript is spliced from 6 exons.